CAUCACAGACAUUAUUUUGAUUGGCGGGUUUUCACUGUGGCUGAAACAGAAGAUGACUGCAAUUAAUGCAUACAUAACUAAAUUAAACAUGUAAGAAUAUGACAUUUAAUUAAUGUUUAAAGCAAAACUAUUUCCAGUCAUUUAGCUAUUUUUUUUAAUGUGUUAGCGGUCUUAUUAAAAGGUUUUGAAACGGAACCUAUCGCGGAAACCAAAACAGCGCAAGGCAUUUUGGGUAACCCUCAUAGGUUUUGUUUAUGGCGAGAGAAAGUAAAAUGAGAAUAAACUAACAUUUAACAGGCAUUACAGUACUUUAAAAUAUUUAUGGAUUGAGUGAGAGAAAUGGCGGAGGAAAGUGGAGUGACGCUUCCAGUUGAGGAUGAAGACACGGAAAAGGGGAUUUGGUGCUUGAGGAGAGUCGGUAAAAAAUGCGAAUGGCUGCUUCUGAACGCAAAAACAGAGGUGACUCUUGGACGUGGGCUUGCUGUAACAUAUCAGAUAUUAUCUUUGGCCUGUCCAUUGAUGAUUUCUAGAAAUCACUGUGUGUUCAAGCAGAAUGAAGAAAGCCAGUGGACAGUGACUGACAAAAAGAGUCUGAAUGGCGUGUGGGUUAAUGGAAAGCGAAUUGAGCCCUGUAAGGUACACGUUUUGAAUGAAGGAGACACAGUUCAACUUGGAGUGCCUAUUGAAGACAAGGGCGUAGAGUAUGAGUAUGUGCUGAUUAAGGAUCAGCUACAAAAUGUAGCCCCCUUUUUGCAUAAAACCACACAGCAGGACACUGAAAUUACAGUGAAAAGGACUAAGAGGAAAUACAGAUCUGGGGAAUUUGAUUCUGAGGACUCCUCCAACUCAAAAGAAAAAGUCCCCCUGAGCUCUAACGAGGACAAGUCCAGAAGCAGGUCAUCCUUAGCUACUGAAAUGGCUAAGCAAAAAUCUAACUAUUGUGAGUCUGCAACCCCUGGACCAAGUAGUGAUCCCCAGGAAGCCAUCCCUCUACAAGACACACAGGACCCUACAAAGCUGCAGCCGAGUUCACAGAGCAGUGCAGAGCUCGCCCGCCUGCAGGACAACAUGAAACAGAUCCAAAGACUGAAAUUUAAAGUGAAGGAGGCAGAGCAGCAAGCAGCUUCCCUUCAGGCCCAGCAGGUACCUGAACCACAGCUGAACCAGGUAGAGGAGAGGCUAAAUGUUCUAAGGGGACAGCUGCACGUCGAACAGCAACAGCAGCUGCUGAGAGUCGAGAUGCUGGAGAAAACGUUUUAUGAGGAGGAACAGCGGCUGGAGGAUGAGAAGAAGCUUCAAGUGGAAGAGAGUUUGGAGAAGAAACUGGAUUUGGCUUUGCAAGAGCAUCGAAAGGUGAUAGAAGAACUGAGACGUUCCCGAAAAGAUUUUGAAGAGAUCAUCCAGGCCAAAGAUAAAGAACUGGAGGAAACCAAGGAAGAGAAGGAGAAGGCUAAAGCCCAGAAAGAAGAAGUUUUAACUCAAAUGACUGAAGUGUUGGAGAAUGAACUGCAGUGCAUCAUCUGUUCAGAGCUUUUCUUUGAGGCUGUCACAUUGAACUGCGCUCAUAGCUUCUGCUCGCAUUGUAUAAACCAGUGGAGGAAACGAAAGGAUGAAUGCCCCAUAUGCAGACAGGGUAUCUUUGCUCAGACUCGUUCUCUGGUUCUCGACAACUGCAUUGAUAGAAUGGUGGAGAACCUGAGUUCCGAGAUGAAAGAGCGACGUGAAAACCUGAUUCGUGAGCGUAAAGGCUCCGCUCAUCCCUUCGAGCAUACAGUGUCCCUUGGAGCUCAGCUUUACCAACUCGCCCUCUGGCUCAAUUCUUUUUAGAGGGGAUUGGGCUCCGCACUUUAUAAUUGUUUUGUUCUUCAUAAAACAGCCUCCUACCAAUCACCAGCAUAUGGAACAUAGAAUUAGACACAUCUGAUUCUACUCUGGACUGGGAUAAAAUCUGGGACAAUAUUUUUACAUUCUCCAAAAAUUUAGCACAUUUUAAAUACAUCCAUAGAGCUUAUACGACCCCACAUAGAAAAUACCAACUGAGAAUUGUGGAAGACCCCCUCUGCCAUGGGUGCAUCCAAGGUGUAGUUGGCACCUAUCUUCAUAAGUUUUGGGAAAGCCCCAGGCUCCAGGAUUUUUGGAAGUGUGUAGGUUCAGUGAUAUCUGGGAUGAUUGUUGUUCAGGUGCUGCUGUGUCUAGGAGUGCUCCUUUUGGCAGAAGAUUAUUCCCAGAAUGGCAAGACGUCUAUUUUUUGCUGGGUUGACUGCAGCCAAAAAAGUGAUCCUGGAGGGGAUGGGUGGACUUCUUGGUCGGUUGCAGCUAAUAUUAUAGCUGAGCAGUUUAUUAAUGGGGCUCCCCAUUAGGCCACACACACAUAUAACAUGUAUUUUUA
Messenger RNA from Polyodon spathula (Mississippi paddlefish), 2389 nucleotides. Its product is annotated as E3 ubiquitin-protein ligase rnf8-like. The transcript has 8 exons. Gene Ontology annotation, biological process: ubiquitin-dependent protein catabolic process; double-strand break repair; protein K48-linked ubiquitination. The record is from RefSeq and is a predicted model, not a curated record. Bases 340 to 1827 code for a protein of 495 amino acids. Gene Ontology annotation, molecular function: zinc ion binding; histone binding; ubiquitin protein ligase activity. NCBI's taxonomy places the organism in Eukaryota, Metazoa, Chordata, Actinopteri, Acipenseriformes, Polyodontidae. Gene Ontology annotation, cellular component: ubiquitin ligase complex; nucleus; site of double-strand break.